This is a messenger RNA of Pristis pectinata (smalltooth sawfish), 618 nucleotides long. It is a transcript of the gene gje1a, whose product is annotated as gap junction protein epsilon 1a. The transcript is spliced from 3 exons. The coding region runs from base 1 to 618 and encodes 205 amino acids. Gene Ontology annotation, biological process: cell communication. Gene Ontology annotation, cellular component: connexin complex. Lineage: Eukaryota; Metazoa; Chordata; Chondrichthyes; Rhinopristiformes; Pristidae. The record is from RefSeq and is a predicted model, not a curated record.
AUGUCUUUGAAUUACAUUAGGAAUUUCUAUGAAGGAUGUCUCAGGCCCCCGACGGUGAUCGGCCAGUUCCACACCCUGUUCUUUGGCUCCGUGCGAAUGUUUUUCCUGGGGGUGUUGGGCUUCGCCGUCUAUGGGAAUGAAGCCCUGCACUUCAGUUGUGACCCCGACAGGAGGGAGCUGAACCUCUUCUGCUACAACCAGUUCCGGCCCAUCACGCCGCAGGUGUUCUGGGCUUUGCAGCUUGUCUCCGUCUUGGUUCCUGGUGCAGUAUUCCAUCUCCAUGCUGCUUGUCGUAACAUCGACCAGGAGUUGAUCCUUCAGAGACCCUCAUUCACUGUCUUCUACAUCAUUUCUGUCCUGUCCAGGAUCAACAUGGAGACUGUGGCCUUCUGGUUGCAGAGUCACCUCUUUGGGUUCCAGGUUCACCCGAUCUUCAAGUGUAACGCCACGUCCCUCGAUAAGCGUUUCAACAUCACCAAGUGCAUGGUCCCCGAGCACUUUGAGAAGACCAUCUUCCUGAGUGCCAUGUACAUCUUCACUGCCAUCACUGUGCUACUGUGCAUUGCUGAAGUCUUUGAGAUACUCUGCAGAAGGUUGGGCUAUCUGUCCACUCAAUAA